Fomitopsis serialis is the source of this 1167-nucleotide messenger RNA. RefSeq lists its product as uncharacterized. The transcript has 4 exons. NCBI's taxonomy places the organism in Eukaryota, Fungi, Basidiomycota, Agaricomycetes, Polyporales, Fomitopsidaceae. The annotation marks the transcript as partial. The record is from RefSeq and is a predicted model, not a curated record.
AUUUCCAAAGUUUUAGACGAGUGGAAGCCUCGUUUCGCCAGUAUCCUCGAGGACAUUCUGGCCGGAGAGGUACCGGUGGGGAUUGGGGCGCAGUGUGCUUGUGGGCAAGCUCCCGCUACGGUACGUUGCGGCGACUGCCUGCAGGCGCCCCUGCAAUGCUGCUCGUGCCUCGUCUCCUCGCACGCCCGCAACCCUUUCCACUGGAUAGACAAGUGGACCGGCCGCUUUCUCGAGAAGCAGGAUCUCAGCGAUAUCGGUCUCGUUGUUUAUCUGGGCCACCAUGGGGAUCGCUGUCGUUAUCUUCGACCGACCGCAACCCCCAUCACGUACACGAUCACCCACAGUAACGGCAUACAUCGUGUACGACUUCACGAAUGUCAUUGUCCCCACAAGCUCGACACGGUAUCACAACUCCUCCGUGCUGGCCUCUUUCCGGCAACGUUGGAGCGCCCUGAGAGCGCGUUCACGUUCGACGUCCUUAGACAGUGGGAUCUCCAUUUCCUGGCGUCGAAGAAAGGAGCAUACGACUAUUUUGAGGCGCUGCGUCGGCUCACCGACAACUCGGGAACUCGCCCUGUAAAGAACCGAUAUCGUGAACUUAAUCUCAUAGGACGACUAUGGCAGCACCUAGUUGCGGAGAAAAGGGCUGGCCUGCACCAUGGGCUAUCUCUACCCAAUCGACGCGCCUCCAUCACGGUACCAUGUUUCGCAUGUCCGUGGCCAGGCUUCAACAUGCCCGUGAACUGGAAAGACACGCCGAAGGAUCUGUCCUAUGUACACGCGUGCGAGCUCGGAGGCGACGGUAACCACGGCCUCCAGAAGAAGUGCAAACGUGACGACCCGGACGACGUCAGUUUAUGCGAAGGCAAGGGUUACUUCGUCGACCCCAAGAAGAUGAAGAAUUACCUUGACGAGAUUGCGUCAGAACCGGCUGUAAGUACGAACACCCGUCUAGCUUCCUUCCUCGCGGACUCACAUGGUACGUGCAGCGGGUUCAAGGUUGGACGCGCUCAACGGCCAGGGAAGUUCCGCAACUUGGAGGUCAGCGGCGUCGUAGCCGUGAUAUGCAUACGGCAUGGCUGCUUUCGGCAGGGGGCCAUGGUCGACCUCCAGAAAGGCGAACGGUACGUCGUCCAUACAUUUAUCGAAUACCAGUGUGGUGUUUGA